Messenger RNA from Fopius arisanus, 1500 nucleotides. Its product is annotated as NF-kappa-B-repressing factor-like. The transcript has 5 exons. Bases 150 to 1352 code for a protein of 400 amino acids. The record is from RefSeq and is a predicted model, not a curated record. Gene Ontology annotation, molecular function: nucleic acid binding. NCBI's taxonomy places the organism in Eukaryota, Metazoa, Arthropoda, Insecta, Hymenoptera, Braconidae.
ACCCCUCUCCUUUUGGUGUAUUUUCAUCUCUUCUGAAGCUUUCGCAAGAGAAAAAUUGGGUAAAACAUUGAAAGUUUAUGACAAGCUGUAGCUAAUUCAGCAAUUAUUUAUUUAUCUGGUGGAUAAAAAAAGAAUUCAAGAAAAUUAAAAUGUCUAUCAAUACCGAUUGGGACGUGGAAAAGCACAGGGUCGAACACGAGUGCGACGAGCACUGGGAGUUGAGAAGAAAUUUUCUCGAGGCCCACAAAGACAGAUUUCCUGAGGAUGAGCUCGUGUGUCUGGCCCAGGUUUUCACGAAUGUCGAACUACUUGGAUGCAGAUAUCCAAAGGAGACUAUGGAUUUAAUAGCAGAAUUAUCUGAAGAUGUUGCCAAGGAUUACAGGGCGAGACAGAAAACGAAACUGCAGAGGACUUUUGUGAAAGCAUCAGAUGCUGCUAGCUCAAAAGUCAAAGGACUCAGAAAUGCCCAGCACUCGCCAGCCACUGGGGCCUCCAGCUCCCGGUCCCCAGAGGCAGAAGAGCCUGAAAAAAGGCCCAGCAAAAGAGCGAGGCUGGACCACGAGCAGCCCUUCGGGAGUUUAGUUUUAAUUCAAUACCCCAAUACAUCUGCCCAGGGAAUAAUCGAUUCCUCCACAGCUGUCAGUGGAGAAAAAGCCGAGUGGAAGUACGAAAUUGAUUCGAAAGACGUGAACAUCAAUCGAUGUAAUUUAUCGAUCUCAGGAAAAAGGCUGGUGGAAGGUGAGGGAAAUACGAAGAAGGCAGCCAGGAUGAAAGCUGCAGAAAAAGGUCUGGAAGUUCUUCGAAAGUAUUAUUACCUGAUAGAGGUGAAGGAGCAGUGGAGGGAGGGACUGAAUUCCAAUACAAAUUUCAAUGAGAAGCUGAAUGGGGAGAGAAAACCUGACGAACCCCAGAAAGAGUGCCUUGGACAGGACAAUGUUGGUGCCAAAUUGAUGAAGCUCAUGGGCUGGGCUGGAGGGGGACUCGGUAAAUCUCAGCAAGGAAUCACUGAGCCCAUUGAAGUACCUAGGAAAAUAUCCAGACGAGGAUUUGGUGUGACCUUGAAUCAGAGCAACAGAGUCCACUUCAAGACGAAAUUCAAAGAAACUUUGCAGCAAUAUAUCAAUGAUGGGGCGACACAUGACCUGGUUUUUUCGGAUUUUGAUAAUGAGGAGAGAGCACUGAUGCAUCAAAUAGCGAGAACUUGCGGUCUGAAGUCCCACAGUCGUGGGGGGAAAGACCAGAGGACGCUCCUCAUCUCUAGGAAAGUCAAUCCCAAGGAUCUGGUGGACGAGCUCCUGGAUAUCGGUGGCACCAGCGGGAAAUACGAACUAAAAGCACCUACUGGCUCGUGAACAUCACAACUUUUAUUAUUUCUCCUUUAUUCUGUUAAAAUGACAAAUUAUUAUUCCCUCUUUCAUCGAGAAGAACAUCUAUUCUGACUUUUUGUCAUGUCACAAUUAAAAAUUUGAGGGGACAAUGCCUUCGAUUACGUAAUUGUCA